ACGAGGCCUGUAGUUUGAAAUCUGUGUGGGCCCCAGUGAGCUGCACCGUUAGCCACAUUGCGAACAAAGUUAGAAUAUUUUGGAAUUAAUUCAAGCUGUUAUCGAGCCAUAUAACGCGGAAAGACGCGUGAUACAUUUGGAUUGUGCAGCUGUCAGAGGGAGCAACGGACCGAGAGGACACGUGAAUGCUGGCGUGUUUUUGAAUGGCUUUGUGUUGUUGUAUUUUUGACUGAGUUGCCCUGAACUCCACACAAGGAGAAAAGAAAGCUAAUUGGCUAAGUUGCUAGCAGCUAGCGAGCUAGCGGCGGCUGUCCAACAGCCUACUCGCGUGCUAGUCACUUCCUUGUUGAACAUUGGAGUGUGAUGGAAGACGAGAAGAAGUUCGAUAGGAGGGGAUGGACUAUUUCUGUUUAAACGUUCAAGCCACCUGAUGAAUGGAUUUACCUGCUUUUGUGAAUCGCGACACUUCAGCAGACCGGGAUUUUCAAUCUGGACCUGCUCCGGGGCCUGUGCUUUGACCAUGAAAUGGAAUGCGACUGUGUAGCCGGACACAGCUAGUGGGUGCUAGCUGGCUAAACCAACUAGCAUUAGGUAGCAAUUCUGGUAAGUGUCAGUCCUGAAGUACAGUGGCGGAGUAUUGCCUUGCUUUAUAAGUAAGCACAAUUGUGUGGGAUUUAUAUGACGGAAUCUGUCGACACCAAGUGUUAUCACUUUCCGUCUGGUUAAACUUGGUUUAUCUGGAACGGCCACUGUGUUAGCUUUGUAAUGCUAAUGGUAAGCUUGUGAGUAAGCUAGCUAGCUGGUUGGCUCUCUAAUUGUGAAAUAGUUGUAGCGUUAGCCGACUAGCCUUGGUACACAGCUAGCCCAAUGUUUUGUUUCGCGACACUACUAGGGACAUAGCGCAGGUGAAGUACGUAUUUUGUAAGUUAUUCCCAACGUUACUGUAGCAUUUAUUCUGUUGAUAAAUGCCUAAUUCGGACGUGCUUCGCGAUGUUCGGGGUCGGAGCCCCUCUGCACAGAGAAAUGCUAACAGGCAGGAUAGGCGUAGUAAACCGGGGAGCGGUGCUGCUCAGCGGGACAGACACCGCGAGAAGAGGCGGUCGUCGGCUUCUCGGAGAAAGAAACGCAGGCAGGCCAAGCAAAAAGGCUUGUGGUAUGCCGGUACAACAGCAGACUUUGACAACAACCGUAAAAGCACUUUUGAAAAAGAAGUCGAGCUGCGAACAUUAGUUGAAUAUGACGACGUGAGCUCCCAGUCGGAGCGCUUUUCUGGGAGCCCCUCUCCUAAACUUGACCCUCAUGCUGACCGGCUGUCAGUGGACCGACUCAGCGAUGUUGACGUAGGUGAAUAUAACGGACCAGCAUCCCAAAACAGAAGUCGACAAAGAGACCGAGAGACAGUUUGCAUUAGCAAAGACGAACAAACAAGAGGACCAUAUGAAAGGAGCAAGCCAGACAAGGAGUCAGGAAGGAAAAAAGACCGCCAGAGCCGUGAUAGAGACUCCUCAAAAGCUCGUAGUGCUGGUGGCCUUAGUGGUUCUAAAAAUCACAGAGACGCAACAAGAAGCAGUGACAGAAAUGGCAAAAGGACAUCUACAUCACAGUCCUCACAAUCUGCAGAUAAAAGAGAUUCAAAAAGCCACAAAAGUAAAACAAGGUCUGAGAAAGAGACCCCAUCUGCAUACAGAGAUGCUCCUCAAUCUUACAGAGAUGACCGUGAAGACCUCAGGACAUACAGGCGAAGUCCUGGAUUAAAAACUGAAAGUCCCUAUGGGACAUCAUACUCCUAUAACUACCAGUCUCCUGCUGGUUACAACCAGCAAAUAUCUAGAAGAAGUCCAACUUAUGGAAGCAAAAGACUCUCUCCCUCUUCCACGUAUUACAACCGGGAUGCAGAUGUAUAUGGAGCUUAUGGCGUUACAAAGUCACCCAGCUCAUAUUCAAGCAACAAAAGAAAGCGAUCCCCUGUGAGCCCAGCGAACUGGCGCAGGUCACCGAGUUAUGGCCGUCACAGUCCGUAUGAACAAGGAGAGUUUGGGUCAAGUCCUUAUGGAAACCGCAGGAGAUCUCGGAGUCCAUUCAGGAAGUCUAUGAGCCCAAGUCCAGAUGUCAGGCGAUCGGCUCGGUCACGUAGCAGAAGUCCAUAUUCAUCCACGAGGCAUUCACGCUCUCGCAGCCGCCACCGCCACUCUCGCUCCCGCAGUCGCCCAUCAAGCCUCUCACCAAGCACGCUUACCUUCAAAACUAGUCUUGCUGCUGAACUCAGUAAGCAGAAAAAGGCUAAAGCUGCUGAAGCAGCUGCCAAGGCCAAGAACUCCAGCAACACAUCAACUCCAACCAAGGGUUCCUCAUCUGCUCCUCAGCCAAGUCCCAAGUCUAACCACAUAACCAGGAAGGGACGCCCUCCCUCUCCACCUCAACCAGAGAAGGGACCCAAAACUCCAAUAUCCAGUCAGCCUCAGUCACCCUCUGACAGGUCAUCCACCAAGAGGUGCACCGACCUCCUUACCAGCAAGGACAGAGACGCAAAGGGGAAGGAUGAUUCUGUACAGCGGGACAAGAAGAAAGCACCAGUACCUGGACAGGGCAAAGACAAGGAACGAGCCACUGCUCCACUCAUCUCUACUCUAUCAUCGCUACCUUUACCCCAAACAGUUCUUGAGCACAUGGACAAAGGAGAAGGCUUGAAGGACUCCUUGCUCUCAGGAAAGAAAAAGACAGAAAGAAAAGCCCGCCAGCUUUUAACUGACCUGCCUCUCCCCCCUGAACUGCCCGGUGGCACCUCCUCCCCACACAGCCCACCUGAUGACAAAAAGUCUCAAACAGUUCGCAAAAGGCCCAAAAUUUGUGGCCCAAGAUAUGGUGAGUUCAAAGAAACAGAAAUAGAUUGGGGCAAACGCUGUGUGGACAAGUUUGAGAUAAUUGGAAUAACAGGGGAAGGAACCUAUGGACAGGUUUACAAAGCUAAAGACAAAGACACGGCUGAAAUGGUGGCUCUGAAGAAAGUUCGUCUGGACAAUGAAAAGGAGGGCUUCCCAAUCACAGCCAUCAGAGAGAUCAAAAUUCUGCGACAACUCAACCACAAGAGCAUCAUAAACAUGAAGGAAAUUGUCACUGACAAGGAGGAUGCACUAGAUUUCAAAAACGAUAAAGGCGCUUUCUAUCUUGUAUUUGAAUACAUGGACCAUGACCUUAUGGGUUUGCUCGAGUCUGGCCUGGUUCAUUUCAACGAGAGCCACAUCAAGUCUUUUAUGAGACAGUUGCUGGAGGGUCUUGAUUACUGCCACAAGAAGAACUUCCUGCACAGAGACAUCAAAUGCUCCAACAUUCUGCUCAAUAACAAAGGUCAAAUAAAGCUUGCAGACUUUGGUCUUGCCCGGCUGUAUAACUCUGAAGAAAGUCGCCCAUACACCAACAAAGUGAUCACACUAUGGUACCGUCCCCCAGAGCUCCUUCUGGGAGAAGAGAGGUACACACCUGCUAUUGAUGUGUGGAGUUGCGGGUGCAUUCUGGGAGAGCUGUUCACAAAGAAACCCAUUUUCCAAGCUAAUCAGGAGCUCGCACAGUUAGAGCUCAUUAGCCGGAUAUGUGGCAGCCCCUGCCCUGCUGUCUGGCCAGAUGUAAUAAAACUUCCUUUCUUCAACACCAUGAAACCAAAGAAGCAGUACAGGAGACGGUUACGAGAGGAGUUUGCUUUCAUUCCUCCAUCCGCGCUGGAUCUGUUCGACCACAUGUUAAACUUGGACCCCAGCAAACGCUGCACAGCUGAACAAGCACUAGGCAGUGAGUUCCUCAAGGAUGUGGACCCAGACAAGAUGCCGCCACCUGACCUUCCGCUGUGGCAGGACUGUCAUGAGCUGUGGAGUAAGAAACGCCGGCGACAGAAGCAGAUGCCAGAGGAACUUGUGGCCCCGAAAGUGCCGCGCAAAGAGCUGGGCCUCGACGAUAGCCGUAGUAACACUCCCCAGGGUUUCCCAGCUCCUGGAGGCAAAGCUCAAAAUACAGCUGCUUCUGCACUGCUCGAUCCAAAGGGUCCAAACUCCCAGCUGACACAGGAGCAGCUUGCCGUCCUCCUGAAUUUCCUUGGCCAGCCGAAGAGUGCAGUCAACACGGCACAGUUUGUUCAGUCCAUGAGCACAAAGGUGAACCAGGAAAUGUUACAGCAGCUCUCCAGUGCUCUCGCCCCCACUGACCCAGCUGAGCCUCCUGUUCACCCUGCACCCGCCAAACCUCCCCAGCCUGCUGCUCCUCCAGGAGUCCCCCGCACACCUCCGAUGCCCAAGCCUCCUUCACCCCCCAUGUCUGCACCAUCACUUCUACCAGAAGGAGAGGCUGCAUCUGCCACACAGACAGCCAUGACCAUGCUGCUGGCUCAACUCCUCCAAGCUCAGCAGGCUCAGAGGCAUGAAUCUGGUGAUGGAGGUGAAGGAGCAGAAAGCACAAAUCCUGCUGCAGCUGCACCAGGAGGUCCUCUUCUACCUCCAGAGGUCAAACAGCCUCCAGAGCCCAGCCCAGUCUCUCCAGUAUCUGAGGCAGGUGCCAUGUCAAUCCUACCUCCAGACCAGAGACCACCUGAGCCUCCGGAGCCUCCUCCACACGCUGACCUCGACUACCGGCAGCCUCCACCGGAGCCCAAGAUCGCCCACGCUCCCCCCAUCGCAUCUGCAGGUGGCGGUGAUGGUGGGAGGCCUCCAGAGCAGGACUACCCCCCUCUCCCUACUGCAGAAGGGCCUGGGUAUGGCAGCGAGUACAACCACCCACCCCCUCCGCCCUUCACACCGACAGGGUUCGGAGACAGCUACAUGGGUCACAUGUUAGGCGGAGGCCUGCCCCCUCAUGCUCUUAGAGAUGUGUUCGGCGGAGCCGGCCAGGCCGCAAGCUCCUCGUCCGGUGCAGGGGUCAUGGCUCCAGCCCACCCUGACCCCUUCCCUCCAGGCCCUGGAGUCACUGGACCCAGCAGCAUGGUUUUCACUGGGGACAAGGAUCACCGCUUUGAGUACAAUCACAGCCCUUUAACUGUGGAGGGACAACCCAACCCCAGCGCUCUCCACAUGUACAACCACACCAUGGUAAGAAAGGAUGGUGUUCCUCCUCCUCCACCCAUCCCAGGACAAACCUGGGGCUCCCCUUCUCAAGGUGGGGGUCCACCACUACCACCCCUGGGCUUUGUCCCACAUGUGAACUCAACAGCGACUAUCAGAGGACGAGGACUGCCUUUCUGAAAGACUGGAAAUGUCAAAAGCAGAUACAGUGAACAAAAGGCUGGAGGACUCCAUUUUGAGCCAGAAACCUCUCAGGCCGCACCAGACAGAUCUGGGGAUGCACACUCAAGUUUGUAAUAACUUAAUUCUACGUCAGGCGUUGUAUUCCUCCUCAGUCUGGAAUGUGGAGUACGUCGCAGAGGGACAGCUGAGUAAAACCAAUGGAGGAGCUUUUCUUGCUCAUACCAUUUUCAUAUGUUUUUGUAAUCUAUUCUGCUGUCUUUUAAAUUAAACUUUUACCUUUU
Solea senegalensis (Senegalese sole) is the source of this 5506-nucleotide messenger RNA. Its product is annotated as cyclin-dependent kinase 13-like. The record is from RefSeq and is a predicted model, not a curated record. Gene Ontology annotation, molecular function: cyclin-dependent protein serine/threonine kinase activity; cyclin binding; ATP binding. Gene Ontology annotation, cellular component: nucleus; cyclin/CDK positive transcription elongation factor complex. The transcript has 14 exons. Lineage: Eukaryota; Metazoa; Chordata; Actinopteri; Pleuronectiformes; Soleidae. Gene Ontology annotation, biological process: positive regulation of transcription elongation by RNA polymerase II; protein phosphorylation; transcription elongation by RNA polymerase II. The coding region runs from base 966 to 5222 and encodes 1418 amino acids.